This is a messenger RNA of Menidia menidia (Atlantic silverside), 1068 nucleotides long. NCBI's taxonomy places the organism in Eukaryota, Metazoa, Chordata, Actinopteri, Atheriniformes, Atherinopsidae. The record is from the annotation of a GenBank genome assembly.
UUGGCUGGUAACCGUUAUGUUCGCGAUUGCUGUGUGCUUAUCAUCACAGAGACAUGGCUACACACACAAGUCCCUGAUGCCACGGUGCAACUAGUAGACCACACACGACACAGAUGGGAGAGGAACAGUGACUCCGGGAAGAACAGAGGAGGCGGGCUCUGCAUCUACGUGCAUGAUGGCUGGUGUAACAACAGCACUGUCUUGGACAGACACUGUUCUCCUGAUCUGGAAUUUAUGUCGAUGAGAUGCAGACCCUUCUUUCUGCCUAGAGAGCUAGCUGCUGUUGUCAUCACUGCAGUCUACAUACCACCACACGCUAAUGUAAACAUGGCUCUCUCUCUACUGCUAAAUGCCAUCAAUACCCACCAGCGCGCCCACCCCAGUGGAGUCCACAUCAUUGCAGGGGACUUCAAUAAGGCAAAUCUCAAGACUGUACUACCAAAAUUCCACCAAUAUGUAAAAUGCCCUACAAGAGGGGAAAACACUCUGGAUCAUGUGUAUUCCAACAUCAAGCAUGCGUACAGAGCUGUACCCCUUCCCCACCUGGGCCAGUCAGACCACCUCUCCCUGCUCCUCACUCCAGCAUACACCCCUCUCAGCCGACAAACAAAGCCCACAAAGAAGACCAUCACCACCUGGCCUGAGGACGCCCUCCCCCAACUACAGGACUGCUUCGAAAAUACACAGUGGGAAGCCUUCUAUCACGAAGACCUGGAAAUAUUCACAGAUGCAGUACUGUCAUACAUCAAGUACUGUAUUGGGAAUGUCACAGUUGAAAAGAGCAUCUGGGUGUUCCCAAACCAGAAACCCUGGAUGACGCGCCAGGUCCGUAUGCUCCUCCGGGCCCGUGACUCAGCCUUCAGGUCAGGCAACAGAGCAUUGUACAGCGCCGCUCGUGCCAACUUGAAGAGAGGCAUUAGGACUGCCAAAGGUGAAUAUAAGAGGAGGAUAGAGGAACAUCUAAACAACCCCAGGCAAGUGUGGCAGGGCAUACAGACCAUCACCAACUACAAAGGCUGUGCUGUGACACACCCGGGAACUUGGAUGCGGGACUGGCAGAGGAGAUGA